GUUGAGAUAUGUGAAACAAGGUUAUAUUGAUGUGCAGGAGGUUUAGACUUAGAUAGUUUAUUUAUUAAGAAAUAAAUAAUUAUUUAUUUUUAUCUUUUUACCUGCAGCAUAGGUAAAACUCCAAAUUCAUUAGAAUAAUAAUAAUGAAUAUUUUUAUAAGAUUUACUUUUGUUCUUUGAACUGAGUCGAUCAAGGUAUACACCGAGUAGCGUUUAAUGUGUGUAAACAAUUUUUAAAUUAUUCAAUUUGCAUACUAAACUCUGGGUUACAACUCUCAGUAAUUCAAACUAAAGAAUGGACACUUCUAAUGAAUCGCUGUUUAAACCUCUACCUUUUGAGAUUACUCAAAAUGCUUGUACAUUUAAGAGUAGAGAACAUGAUAUUUUGGAUUUUUUAAAAACAUAUUUACCAAAUACUGAUACUAAAGAUAUUGUUGGAGAUAUUGAUACGACUUAUAUACUUGAUAAAGUUAAAUCUCACAUGCAAAAAGUUAAGCCAAAAAAAAAGACUUUUUUGAGUUCUCGUCAACGAAAACGUAUUGGAAUUAAAACCAUUGGUUUAAAUACUAAAUUAAAAUAUGCAGAUUUUCUUCCUUUAAAAAAAUUAUGGUUGCAAUAUGUUCUAAAAACAUUAGAAAUUGAUGAUUUUUGUAAAUUACCUGUAAGUCCUACUGAUCCACAGUGGGAGACGAUGAAUUUAAAAUUAAUGAGAGCUGAUCUGCAUGGUGCAGACAUGGCUGUUGUUAAAUCAAAAUGUCCAAGCUUGAUAGGGAUUAGAGGGAUAUUAAUUCAAGAAACAAAAAAUGCAUUUCGAGUUAUUGGAGAAGAUAACACUGUUCGAACAAUUCCAAAAAUGGCCGUUGUUGUAGAUAUUUUUCUGGUUGGAGUAAAAUUAACAUUAUUUGGAAAAGAAUUUUGUAUUAGACCUGCAGAAAGAUGUGUUAAGAAAUUUAAAGCAGUUCAUAUACCACAAUUGUAGUCGUAUGUUAAUAAAAUGUUAAAUCAAAAUUA
Molecule: messenger RNA, 1010 nt
Organism: Chelonus insularis
Lineage: Eukaryota; Metazoa; Arthropoda; Insecta; Hymenoptera; Braconidae
Gene: Pop4
Product: ribonuclease P/MRP subunit POP4
Exons: 4
Coding region: 295-978 (227 amino acids)
Biological process (GO): tRNA 5'-leader removal; rRNA processing
Cellular component (GO): ribonuclease P complex; ribonuclease MRP complex
Molecular function (GO): ribonuclease P RNA binding
Source: RefSeq, a predicted model, not a curated record